AUGGACAAUUCAGAGUUCGUGCUGGAAUGCUUCUAGACCACCCUUGGGAAGAAACUUUAGCGACUUCAUCGACUGUAGAAAGCAAAGAAUUAGCCAAUAAUAUCACAUACGGCAUAAAUUCAACGUUUACUGAUCAGAGUUCCACGUUCAGAGACAUCUUCCUCGGAGUAGAUAUGUUUUCAUUUUCGAAUGACGACGGUGGCAUUCGAACAUCGUUUCAGUGUAUCUUCGGUGGUUCUCCGUCAGAGGACAUCUCGACCAGACAUGCCUUCACCGAACUUUUCAUUGCCGAGUUGGAAGACGGAUUCGAUGACGAAAACUUUUUCGACCUCGAGUUAAGUGCGGACGAAUCGGUGGAUGUUUUCCGAUUCAUAAAAUUAUGAUCCUAUGCAAUCCGCGUGUCUUUGAAACACUGCUUUUCGCGCCACUUCUUAACUUAAGCAUUCUGUGGUGUAAAAGCUUCUCCAUAAAAAUCGAUCGGUACUGUAAUGCUUCAUUUCUAUUUAAAAAAAUGAAAUAAACUGUAAUGAUGGUUUAGCUUGAGUUCAAUGAUUAUGCCUUUAUUAUAUUAUCGAAUACUCUGUUGCCAGAAGGAACUCGUGCACACAUAAUAAACUUUUCCGGUUGCACUCUGACACACACUCCGCACCCCCAACACACACACACACACACCAAGCAAAAAUCGUUUACACGUUUACCUGAACAGGACCUGUUAGCUAUAGCUUUCCGUUUAUAAGGCAUGGUAUAUUUAAAGGUUAAGUCCACCUCAGAAAAAUGUUGAUUUGAAUCAAUAUAGAAAAUCAGACAAGCACA
Messenger RNA from Lytechinus variegatus (green sea urchin), 813 nucleotides. RefSeq lists its product as uncharacterized. NCBI's taxonomy places the organism in Eukaryota, Metazoa, Echinodermata, Echinoidea, Temnopleuroida, Toxopneustidae. The transcript is spliced from 3 exons. Bases 27 to 383 code for a protein of 118 amino acids. The record is from RefSeq and is a predicted model, not a curated record.